This is a messenger RNA of Coregonus clupeaformis (lake whitefish), 5428 nucleotides long. It is a transcript of the gene kank4, whose product is annotated as KN motif and ankyrin repeat domains 4. The record is from RefSeq and is a predicted model, not a curated record. The coding region runs from base 240 to 4433 and encodes 1397 amino acids. Gene Ontology annotation, molecular function: protein binding. Gene Ontology annotation, biological process: negative regulation of actin filament polymerization. The transcript is spliced from 10 exons. NCBI's taxonomy places the organism in Eukaryota, Metazoa, Chordata, Actinopteri, Salmoniformes, Salmonidae. Gene Ontology annotation, cellular component: cytoplasm; cytoskeleton.
CCUCUGCUCCAGAUGCUGAGUGUGAGGGAGAGAUAGAACACACACACACACACACACACACACACACACACACACACACACACACACACACACACACACAGAGGACACUGACAGAGGACUGAGGCAGCACACUGGACUUCCAUCAACACCUCUGAAGACAAAGAAAAUAAGAGCCUUGAUUAGAGGUUGCCAACUCUGACAGCAGAGAAGUUAGUCCAUGACCCUGAACUAAUACAGCGAUGGACAGGAAAAGUGCCAAUGGCUACCCUAAGGCCGGAGGAGAGAGUGGAGGUGGGGGUCAGAGGAAGCAGCUGCCCUACUCCGUAGAGACCCCCUACGGCUUCCACCUGGACCUCGACUUCCUCAAAUAUGUGGACGACAUCGAGAAAGGCAACACCAUCAAGCGGGUGCACAUCCAGCGCAAGGCCAGGGGUCCUCCUAAGUUCAGCACCCUGCCCAGGAACUUCAGCCUGCCUGGGCAUGGGGCACGACCGGCCCCCAAGGACACCUGGUCUUCCACCUCUACACUGGGACCCAAGCCCCGGGGCAGAGUCACAGAGGUCCAGCAGUUCUUGGAUUUUAGAGCCAGUGAUGGAGGCAGUGGUUCGGCGGGGGGUCAGAGCCAGAGCAGCAGGGCGCAGGGGGGUAGCUUAUCCCCGGCCAGGCCCAGGGAGGAGGCAGGGGUGUUAGCCGAGAAGCCCCUGGGGAGGCCCAACCUCCUCCGGACGUCCAGCAUGCCCGUUACCAUCCCACACAGGAAGGGCUCCGAGUCCGGGGACGAGAGAACGGAGAGCGGCUCAUCUGAGAACGUGUUCCGCGCUGUGCCCCAGGACCGGUCGGGGCUGCACCAGCAGAUCACCGCAGCCCUGAAGAGGGUCAGAGAGCUGGAGGAUAUGGUGAGGACCAUCCCAGAGCUCAAGUCCCAGAUCUGCUCACUGAGGGAGGAGAGGGAGCAACUGAUCCUCAGGCUGCAGGCCCAAACCAAGCCCCAGCCUCCACCCCCCCCACAACGCGCCUCGCCCUCCCCAGCCCAGAGCACUGAUCCUGGGCCCGCCUCUCAGCCGCCGGGGGCUGGAGCAGUAGUGGAUCCCGGGAGAGCAGAGAGCACUGCGUCAGAGACAGAAACACAACAGGAAUCCUUAAAAAGUAUUGUACAAGAAGGAGAAGCAGAUAGGCUUUUAGCAGCACAGGCAUCAGAGGGACCAGACAGACAAAGAGAAGCAUUAGUGAAUCCAUUAGAGCAAACAGCGGAGCUAUCAGAGGACGUUACAGUACAGAAAGCACCAGAACCUUCAGAGAGAGGAGUGUUUGUGCAAGUCAUAGAGGGAGUCAGUGUCAGUGGUGAGGGGGACCUCCUCAGCAUCGAACAACUCCAGGCUAAGCUAGUAGCGCUAGAGGCUAAGUUAAGUCAGGCUAGUGAACACCUGGAGAAAACCAACAAUCUCCUCAGACAACAGGUAGAGGAAAACAGGAUGAAGGAGGAGAGGAUACUUCAGCUAAGCGAGGGAGGGAGAGAAGGAAAGGAGGUGUGUGGGGAGAGACAGACAAGUAGGAGGACCAGUGUGGACCAGGGGACAGAGACAGAGAGAGUGGAUAUUAUAAACCAGGGGACAGAGACAGAGAGAGUGGUCAUUAUAAACCAGGAGACAGAGACAGAGAGGGCUGAUAUGGUGGAGCAGGGGACUGAUACAGAGAGGAUAGUAAUAUGUUUAAUCAGAGAGAGAGCUAACAGUGUGGACCAGGGGACAGAGACGGAGAGAGUAGAAGUGGUGGACCAGGUGGCCGAGACAGAGAUGGUUAUUGUAUGUCCAGUCAGACCAAGGGCUAACAGUGUGGACCAGGGGACAGAGACAGAGAGAGUGGACACUGUAAACCAGGUGACAGAGACACCGCCUGGAGACAGAUUAGACCAGGUGACAGAGACAGAGACACAGACAGUAGUCAGUGUGGACCAGAUGACAGAGACAACACAUGUACGUCCAGUGAGACAAGCAAGACACAGGGCUAACAGUGUGGACCAGGGGACAGAGCCACAAAUACAGGCAGGAGUCAGUGUAGACCAGGGGACGGAGACAGUGGAUACUGUGAACCAGGUGACAGAGACAGAGACACAGACAGCACCUGUACGUCCAGUGAGACCAGCGAGACACAGGGCUCACAGUGUGGACCAGGGGACAGAGACAGAGAGAGUGGGUACAGUGGACCAGGUGACAGAGACAGAGGCAGCGCAGAGUGCAGACCAGCAAACAGAGACAGAGAGAGACAGAGGUGAGACUAGCAAUACCUCACAUAGCGCUAUAGAGAUUGAGAGUGCGGCUAUAGUAAGUGCAGCCAUAAAAAGUGCGGUCACAGAAAUUUCUGGAGCAGAAAUUGAGUCCACAGAAAGUGCUGUCAAAAAUGGGGAUAUCACUGAGAGUGCAGUAACUGAAGAAGGUUUUGUGAUUAUAGAAUGUGUGGACAUAGAAAGUAUGGUCACAGAAAGUAUGGUCACAGAAAGGAUGGUCACAGAAAGGAUGGUCACAGAGAAUGUGGACACAGAAGGUAUGGUAACAAAGAGACAAGAAGUGGUAGUAGAGACUGUAGUUGAACAAAUGACAGUGACUGGAAGUGUGCUUAAACAGAGUACAACCACAAAAAGUACAGUCAUAGAGAGUGUGGUCACAGAAGAGAGUGCUGUCACAGAAGAGAGUGUGGUCACAGAAACUCCAGUAGCCCCAGAGAGCCCAGUUGCAGCACCCACCCCCUCUUCCAGCCAGACCCAGCCUCAACCGGGUCAGAAGGAGUCUGUGCAGCCCCAGGCCCAGCCCCAGGCCCAGCCCCAGCCCCAGGCCCAGCCCCAGGCCCAGCCCCAGGCCCAGGCCCAGCCCCAGGCCCAGCCCCAGGCCCAGCCCCAGGCCCAGCCCCAGGCCCAGCCUCAGGCCCAGGCCCAGGCCCAGGACCCUCGUCGGGGCUCCAACCCAGCCUUAGGGCAGGUAGUAACACGCCUCACAGGGCUGAUUAAUGAGCAGUGGGCCCAGCUGGGUAGCAGCCAAGAGAAGCCGGACAAGCAGGAGACCCCCAGCCCCAGCACCCAGAAGCCUGCACCCGGGCAGGGGAAGCCCGCCGCGGGGAAGCCUUCAACGGGCAAAUCAGCAGGGAAGUCAGGGCCGUCUAAGAUGAGCUCCAUCCAGAGCCAGCUGGUCAGCUCCCUCAGUGCCCUGUCUGCAUUCUACUCCCCUGGACAGAAGGCUGCUGCCAGCAAACAACAAGGUCUGAAAUCCAUCAUGAAGAAGAACGAUGCUGCUGACAAGCAGGGGAACAGAGGAGGAGCCAAGAAGAAUCUCAAGUUUGUGGGAGUCAACGGAGGGUAUGAGACCACCUCCAGUGAGGAGGAGUCCAGUGGGGAGGAGAAGGAGGAGGCUGAGGAGGAGGUGGACAGCUCUGAGCCCGAGGAGCAGGAGGAGGAGCAGUGGGAGAAGGAAGAGCAGGAGGAGGGAGCUGGAGAAGCCCAGGGCCAGGGAGAGGCCACUGCCACAGGAGAGGAGGCCCAGGGAGCAGGAGCCCAGGCAAGGGAGACAGAGGGCCAGGGAGACCCUCAGGACCCAGACACCAGCCAGGCGCUCCUGGAGCAGCAGCCAGAAGCAGGGGAGACGAUAGAUAAGGACUUCAUGGAGGCGUGUCACUACAUUAAGGAUCGCAUGGCAGAGGUGGCAACCCCUGAUAAAGAAAUGAGGCACGUCCUGACGGUGUUGUACCAGGAGUGGUUCCGUGUGUCCAGUCAGAAGGACUCUCUGGCAGACACCGUCACCCUCUAUCUGAGAGAGGUGGGCAUCGCCACGCCAACCCUCCUGCGUUACAUCGUAAACCUGGCCGAUGGUAACGGCAACACAGCGCUCCACUACAGCGUGUCCCACUCCAACUUCCCUGUGGUCAAACUGCUGCUGGACACUGGUCUGUGUGAGGUGGAUACCCAGAACAAGGCAGGCUACACAGCGGUGAUGCUGGCCUCUCUGACAGCUGCUGAUGGACCAGACGACAUGGAGGUGGCUCUGCAGCUGCUGAGACAGGGAGAUGUCAACGCCCGAGCCAGCCAGGCAGGGCAGACGGCCCUCAUGCUGGCCGUCAGCCACGGUCGCACAGCCAUGGUGCGGUUGCUGCUGAGCUGUCAGGCUGACCUCAACGUUCAGGACAAAGACGGUUCGACCGCACUCAUGUGUGCAUGUGAGCACGGUCACACAGAGAUCGCUCGAAUACUACUCGAGUCUGACCACUGUGACACCAGCCUCACAGACAAGGAUGGUCAGAGUGCUCUGUCGGUGGCGGUAGCAGCCUCCCACAGUGAGAUAGUUGAACUUCUGAAGACCCACUCUGACUCCACCACCCAGGCCUCUAACCCCUCCUCCACCACCACCUCAGCCACCAUCAUCACCACCACCACCGCCUCUCUCCUCUGAGCCCCCUCCAGCAGCCCUUCUCUAACCCCUACUCCACCCUAUCACUGGACUCUCCCACCCUGGACCCACCAUAGCCCGGACCCCACUCCCCAUUCACCACCACUCUAUCUCCCCACCAACCAGAGCUCAGCUCACAGACAGGCCUACUGGACCUGAGCUGCAAGGAACCAGAAUAACACACAUUCUUCACAUUUCUGCCAACAUUCCGUGGGCGGGACUCUGGAGAUAUGUAUCAACCGUUUGGCAGCCAGCCAAUCAGAGAGGGACCUGUGUGAGGCAAUCAAAGACCCCUGUAGCCAUGGCAACAGUGGUGAUUGACAGGUGAUCCAGGAAGAGGGUAGAAAGACAACAGAAGGAUGAUGGAUUCCAGGCAAAAAUCAUAUUAAGCACAUGAGCUACCUUCAAAAUCUGUCAUAUUAUUAUCGAUUAUAUGGUGUUCCUUCCUUUUUAUACCAUUGAUAACAUUACUAUUAUUUUAUAUUUGGACAUAAGCCAUUUAUUGAAAUCAUAAAGUCUAUGUUAUUCUCGCGUUUUAUCGGAUACACACACUAUAUUUAUUUUGCAUUGCACUUUGUUUUAGUCUGUUUGAUUGAUAUUCACACUGUAAAUAUCCUAUCCAUGCUUGGUUUGUUUUCAUCAGUAUGACUUAACGAUUGACUCACUGGGACGUCUUCCAAUAUGAAGGGUGUAUAGUAGGAUGCAGCAUGCAGCAAUAUAAUAACAAAAAACGCAGAAUCUUCCGAAGCUACUAAACUGCAGUAUGUUGUAGUAACUGUCCACUUACUACUCUACUCAACUAUCUACAACUCUUUUUCUCUUUCUCCCUCUCAUGAACUAGCCUGGUCUCAGAGCAUUUCGUAUUAUUCUGUACAUAAAUCCGAGACACUCCAUUUCGUAUGAUUAUUACGAAUUAUAUUUCCUAUUAUAUGUUACGAAUUUGCAUAACAUACAAUAUGUUACGAAUUUGCCAAACGUAUGAUAUGUUACGAAUUCUA